CAUGUACUGAGCUUGGUAUUUUUAUUCUAUUACCUUUUUUUAUAACUCAGUUAUACAAUAGAAGGGGAUAGGGCAGAGUGAGAGGAGAAAAGCUGCUACGUGUUGUCCGACUGCAUUCCAGUGUCUCUCUGACAGCCUAAUAAAUUGUGCUGAUCGGGGUUCUCUGGCACAGACAAGAACAGACGUCAAACACAUGGGACGGAGGACUUAAUUUACUCUUAGAAGAAAAGGAGGGGAAAAACAAGAUCAACAUGAAAGUAGCAUUGGCAAUUGCUGGGCUUGUUCUAAUUUGCUCUCUCAGUGUAUUUGCCGAGAUCCCUGUGCAAAGUAAUUUUGAAACUGACCGGUUCACAGGUAAGUGGUAUGGCAUCGGCAUAGCAUCUGAUGCGGACUGGUUUCAGGCCAAGAAGAACAAAAUGAAGAUGUACACAACAGCGAUGAUGCCAACUGCACAUGGUGGGCUGGAUGUUACGCUCUCCAUCCAAAAGCCUGAUGGCUGCAAAGUCAUACACGAUAUCUACAAACCCACUGGCCAGCCUGGUCACUUUCAGUACACUAGUUCUCGUUGGGGUACAAUGCAUGAAGUUCGUGUUGUGGAGACCAACUAUGAUGAUUAUAUCCUAUUACAUUUUCAGAAGACCAAAGGCACUCAUAUGUCUGCUAUGGUGAAACUUUUAGGGAGGACACAGUACCUUGAUUCUGAGACUGUGGAGAAGUUUAAGCAGUUCUGCCUCCAGCAGGGAAUUAAAAAAGAAAAUGUUGCCCUUCUACCAGUAGCAGAGGAAUGCAGUGCUGAGAUUUAAGACCUUGUGGUGUUGAAGUAAGGAGGAGCAUAACCAAUCAAAUAUGCUGAUUCUGCAAAUAAUCGAAUCAUCAACUGGAACUCUCUAGUACAUUUAGAAACUAACAGCAUUUUUUUAAAAUGCAUUGAAAAGUUAAUUAUGUGCUCUUUGCAUGUCUAGUGAGAUAAUGACAGGAGCUUAGCAUCUGAAUUUCUUUUGUUGUUUACUCUGUGGCAUAUGCAAUAAACUUGUUAAAGCAGAUCUGACUCUUA
Molecule: messenger RNA, 1054 nt
Organism: Protopterus annectens (West African lungfish)
Lineage: Eukaryota; Metazoa; Chordata; Ceratodontiformes; Protopteridae
Product: lipocalin-like
Exons: 8
Coding region: 252-803 (183 amino acids)
Molecular function (GO): small molecule binding
Source: RefSeq, a predicted model, not a curated record